UUUAUACACUUUCAUAAUGCUUGUUUCAGUUCCAUGGCCAAUCCCAUAGAUGUACCCACCAACACAAACGCCGUCAAACGCCAAGGAUUAACCCACAACCACCGCACUCAGGAGGUUUCCGAUCUGAUCUCUGGUCUGCCUGACCACAUAGCUCAACUUUGUCUCUCCUUUGUUCAACCUUCUUUGCUUUUCUCUGUAUGCUCUUCAUGGCGCCGGCUUAUAUAUUCCCCUGAUUUCCCUCCUUUCCUUUCUCUCUACACUGUUUUAUCCUCUAACCAAACAGAUCAUAGUGAACACUCUAAUUCAAUUCAGUUCUUUAACUUUGAUCCUAUCUCCUCCAGGUGGGAUUCUCUUCCUCCACCACCACCGGACCCACCUCUUCGCCUCCUUCUCCGCCACCCAUCUUUUAUUUCUCGCCACCUACCAAUUCAACUUGUGUCUGUUUCUGGGAAUCUCGUCCUCCUUGCUGCCACCACUUACAAUUUUUUUCCAGCCCUCUCUCGUCCUCUCAUUUUCAAUCCGGUCUCUCGUACAUGGGCUUUUGGCCCUCCACUCUCCACACCUCGCCGCUGGUGCGCUGCCGGAACUGUCAACGAUACCAUAUAUGUAGCGAGUGGGAUUGGGUCUAAUUUCUCAGCCGAUGUAGCAAAGUCGGUGGAGAAAUGGGACUUCUUGCUCUAUUUAAGCACUAGGAACAAGGGCAACUCUUGGAAAUGGGAGAAGGUGAAAGGAUUGAAAAAUGGAAGAUUUAGCAGAGACGCCAUUGAUGCAGUAGGGUGGAGAGGGAAGCUUUGCAUGGUGAAUGCAAAAGGAGAUGCGGCGAAAGAAGGCUCAGUUUACGACACAGAGAAGGACGCCUGGGAGGACAUGCCGGAGGGUAUGCUUUCUGGAUGGAAAGGUCCGGCGGCAGCCAUGGAUGAGAAGGUAAUGUAUAUGGUGGAUGAAGGCAAGGGUGCCCUGAAAAAAUAUGAUCCUGAGAGAGAUGAUUGGGAGAUUAUAAUGGAGUCGGAGAGACUUGUAGGAGCACAACAGAUUACUGCAGGCGGUGGUAGAGUGUGUGUCGUAUGCGGCAGGAGAAACAGUGGUGGGAUUGUGGUGGUAGAUGUGGUGGCGAUGCCAGUGAAGUUAUGGGUAGUGGAGACACCGCCGGGAUUUGAAGCUGUGACGGUCCAUAUAUUGCCGAGGAUGAGCCAGUUACCUCCUUAGCUUGGAUUCUUGAAAUUUUGAUGUUAAUGACCGUUGGAUUCUUGUUUCAUGGCAAGAUCUGAGGUGACAGAAAAUAAUUUUCAAAAAGUUAAAAUUUAACUUUUCUACAUGAAAAUUACUAUUUAGUUCUUAGCAUGUCAAAUAAUAAAGAUAUUCUUAUUUCAU
Molecule: messenger RNA, 1371 nt
Organism: Manihot esculenta (cassava)
Lineage: Eukaryota; Viridiplantae; Streptophyta; Magnoliopsida; Malpighiales; Euphorbiaceae
Product: F-box/kelch-repeat protein SKIP25
Exons: 1
Coding region: 34-1206 (390 amino acids)
Molecular function (GO): protein binding
Source: RefSeq, a predicted model, not a curated record